Seminavis robusta is the source of this 585-nucleotide messenger RNA. Lineage: Eukaryota; Bacillariophyta; Bacillariophyceae; Naviculales; Naviculaceae. The record is from the annotation of a GenBank genome assembly.
AUGGGCAAGAACAAGCGCAAGAAGGGCGGCAAGGGCUUCUACCAAACCAAGAACAAGAAGCACCGAUCCAAGGAUGAAAGGGCUGUGUGGGCCCGACAACAGCAGCAGCUACAGGAAGCCGCCUUGCAGACUCCCCAUGCAGUCACUCCUCAUGUCAACACUGGUCCCUUCCACAAUGAAGAUAUUGAUGAUGGGCUGCCUCCUCCUGUUGCCUCCCUUCGCUCUGCUGCUCGCAAGCCAACACCCACGGAGCAACUGGAUGAUGAACGACUGAAUGAACUCUUGGGUCCCCCUUCUGAUGAUGAGCAUGAUCCUCCUUCUGACGAUGAUGAUGCUGCAGCAGCAGACCUUCGUCUCACUCCUGAAGAGAUGGAAUCUUUCCUGAGUCAGCAAUCCUUUCUUCACCAUGACCGUUCAGAGCGGAUUGCAACUUACCACCUCUAUUGCCGGGUGCACAACUUCCCUUCGGAUUGGACUGGAAAGGGCAGUACUGGAUUGGCAAUCAAGGACGCUCUUGGGAUGAAGACGCGGAAGCCAAUCAAGAAUAUCUUCGAGACAUCAAUUACUGUGCCAAGACGCCUUUGA